Messenger RNA from Bombyx mandarina (wild silkworm), 1353 nucleotides. RefSeq names its product ras-related and estrogen-regulated growth inhibitor. The record is from RefSeq and is a predicted model, not a curated record. Lineage: Eukaryota; Metazoa; Arthropoda; Insecta; Lepidoptera; Bombycidae. Gene Ontology annotation, molecular function: GTP binding; GTPase activity.
GUGAGCGUACUUUAAUUCUCCUAUUCUUUACAUAAUAACAUACAUAUUUAUUUUAUACGAAAAUCAAGCAUUCCAUUAAAAUUCCGAAGCAAAGUAUUUAUUUCAGGAAAUAUUCGUAAUAAGUCUACUAUGAAUAGUUUUGUGCGUGUGUUAAAUUUAUUAAUAACACAAAUAGGUGCUUGAAUAAGAGAGCGUACCUGAACACCUAUACUAAAUUUCAAAAUAAAUCAGGUAAUGUUCGACUUAAAAACAUAAAAGUUGUAAUGGCUUCAGACAUGGCUGUCAGUACUAGUACAUCACCUAAGAGUUCUCUGGCGAAGCUGGUGCUAUAUCCUAAACCAAAAGCGUUCAAGAUUGCGAUAUUGGGUCAAUCUGGUGUCGGAAAAUCAGCUCUGGUUGUAAGAUUUAUAACACGCCGAUUCAUCGGGGAAUACGACUCGAAUUUGGAAAAGAUUUAUGCUUUCCAAACCGUCAUUGAUAACGAGAUGGUUUAUUUCGAAAUAUUGGACUCUGCCGGAGACUCGGAUGACGGGGAAUAUGCGAAUUUGGAGAGCAAUAUCAGAUGGGCCGAAGCGUUUAUUCUGAUGUAUUCAGUUACGGACAAAUGUUCGUUCGACGAGUGUCACCGACUCAAAUUCCUUAUUAACUACAACAAAAGACGACGACGUCUAGCUUCGUCUAUUAAGGACACCGCUCUAGAGACGCCCGUUGUUUUGGUUGGGAACAAGAUUGAUCAACUCGGUGAUCGAAUGAUUUCAACCGAAGAAGGACAGCGCCGUAGUAAAGAAAUUGGAUGCGUGUGCUUUCAUGAGAUUUCUGUUCGAGAAAGUAUUGAUCAGGUGUGGAGCGUUUUCCGUGACGCAAGAAGGUUCUGGAGAGUUAGCAACAAAUGGUUUCGACCACGUGGCGACACCGACGUUCAUACAACAGCGUUGAGUAGACCACUCGCUAGAGCAUCCUCUGAUACAACACCUGAAACAAAUGUCAAUCCACCUUUCUAUCGGCAAUGGACAGCGAUGGAAUUGGACGAAGAAGAGGAAGCUACAGUGGUACGUAGUAACUCAACUUCGUCAUCGGGCCAAUCAGACUGCUUAGAAGAAUUCAGAGCUCGUGCAAGCACAGACUCUAGACUGCCACCGCGGCCAGCAAGACCUCGACAUCCCCGUCCGACCCGACCAUUCCCUCCACUAGUCAGAAGAAUGAGCGUUGCCAUGAGAGGAAAUAACGCCAACACUUACUAAUGCUGCUUGACUUAGUUAUAAAUGAAUAAGAAACAUAAUUUGAUAUAAUUAUAAUUGCAAAUUUUAUCAUAUUGUUGUAAUACUCGUGCUUUAUUGUUUUUUUUUGAGUAUU